UGACUCUCCCCAGGUAUGUCGGGGGUCCCUGACUGCUGCAUCUGUCUGAGGGGACUCACCCGGCCCGUCAGCCUCCCCUGCCACCACGCAUUCUGCCUGGCCUGCAUCGGAGAGUACUGGAGGAUCACUGGCUGCUGCCAGUGCCCCUUGUGCAAGGCACUCUUCCCCACCAGACCCGACCUCAAACCGCCACCGGCGCACCACCCUCUUCCUCCCGUGGAGGGCCGCCCGCCGGAGCCUUUAGAGGCCGGCGAGGUCCCCUGCGACGCGUGUCCGGCCGGCGGACGCGCUACGGCGGCGGUCAUGUCGUGUUUGGUGUGCCUGGCGUCGUACUGCCCGCUGCACCUGGAGCCGCACUACCUCGACGCCGCGCCGCGGCGCCACCGACUGGUCAGCGCCCUGAAGAACUUCGAGGGGCCGUGCCGGCACCACGGGAGGAGCGUGGACCGCUUUUGCCGCACCGACCGGACGCGUAUUUGCACGAUGUGCGCCGACACGGACCACCGGGACCACCGCAUCGUACCGCUUUCAAAGGAGGCGGCCCGGGCGAAGAACACCAGGAGGUCGCUGACGCUCCCCACCCGCAGAUCUGGAGGUGAUCUGAUCGAGGUGAAGGGUCUGGAGGAGGCCGGGGGUCUUGGCGAGGCCGAGGGUCUACUCAGAGACCAGGAGCAGGAAACCCUGGACCUCCAGCAGAGAAAGACGGACUUGGAGGAACUUUCUCAAAUGGCAGAUCCUCUGAGUUUUUUACUGGUCUGCUUAAAUCCUUCACUUUCCACUUCCAAGAUAUACCAAUUGUUUAUAAUCACAGACCUACUGAGGAUGGUUACUCAAUUCCUCUUUCUCUUUCCAGAAAUUUCUACAGAAGUGUUAACCGUAAAUACGAGGAAAUGA
This is a messenger RNA of Gadus macrocephalus (Pacific cod), 894 nucleotides long. RefSeq names its product E3 ubiquitin-protein ligase TRIM47-like. Gene Ontology annotation, molecular function: zinc ion binding. The record is from RefSeq and is a predicted model, not a curated record. Bases 16 to 894 code for a protein of 292 amino acids. Lineage: Eukaryota; Metazoa; Chordata; Actinopteri; Gadiformes; Gadidae. The transcript has 2 exons.